AGUUGAACGUCGAAAAAAAUAUAAAGCAAAGUCAAAGAGAAUAUAAACACUAGUCUACACAAGCAAAGCAAGUUACUGUCAAAAUGUCGGUCAAUGCACAGGUUCAUCUUAGUAACGAAAAUAAUAAAAAAAGUGAUAAACAGUUAAAGCCGCUCUUUCCUAAACGAGAAGAUUGUUCUCAUGUUUCUUGCUACUGCGAAGAAAACGUCUGGAAGCUAUGUCAAGACGUUUCUUUAAGAGUCCCGGAGGAGUUGGAUAGGUGCUAUGUGGUAUUUAUAUCGAACCCUUGCCGUACAGUGCCGCUGUGGAAACAAAGGGCUGGGCGUGAGGAGGAUCGCCUCGUCAUAUGGGAUUAUCAUGUGAUAUUCUUAUACUCAUGGGACAACAAGACAUGCCUCGUUUAUGAUUUGGACUCAGAGCUGCCAUUUCCUACUUUCUUUCACAAAUAUGUUACAGAAACAUUUCGUACAGACCAAGUUUUAAAAUCUGAUUUUCACAGAUUUUUCCGUGUGGUUCCUGUGAAAACAUUCCUACAGCACUUUGCAUCUGAUCGUCGACACAUGAAGAGACCUGAUGGAUCAUGGAUAAAACCACCACCACCUUAUCCCGCAAUAAGCACUCCAGCAUCAACCAACAACUUAGAUGAAUACAUAAAUAUGGAUUUUGAUUUGGGACCUGGCCAAGUAUUUAAUUUGACAGACUUUGUUCAGAGAUUCUAUAAAAUAAAUAAGUAGUACAAACAAGAUGUUAGAUAGUCAAAUGUUUAAGAAUUUCUUGCAUUACCCAAAAGCAUUUUGGUUUGUAUUGAUUAUGUUUUAAUAAUCUUUGUUAUUGUAUUUAUGUUUGUUUUAUUAGUUACCUCCUAAUCUGUGAUUUCUCAUGCCAUUCUAUAGCGGUAAGGACAAUAAUAUUUGUCCUUACAUAUUUUUAUAAAUAGCUGUUUACAUAAAAUAGCUAUUACAACCUAUUGGUAGAGUUAAAAGGACUCAUUGGCUGGAUUAUAACAGGAAAAGAUUAAUUAAAUUUUUAUUUUUACAAUUAGCUACAUAAUUUAUUGCAGUAUAAUUUUUCUGAUUAGACUCCUUCGGUAUAGAGGCAGUGUGGAAGGGGAUACACAUUUCGCGAGUUUUUGUGUAUGUAGCGCAAAAAUUCCGAGUUUUUGUAUUUUCCCCUCAUGCACCACUUCCAUUCCCAAAGGAACACUGCAUGGUGGUUGGAUAUAUUGAAUAUCCAUCCGUAUAGUGACCACCAUACACAAGGUGUUAAAACCCGCCAUAGUGGCCCACGUAAGUGUGUCGCGUUUCGGGAUCAGCCUGCGUAUAUCCGGUUCCAGCGAACCAGCAUAAUUUUAUUGACUGCUAUGGGGUAAUCAUUUCUCAUCAGUCGACAUUCUAAUGGACACCACUCUGCUUCAUUCAUUAUAAUAAUAUGAUUGAAAGAUAGAUUAAAUGAAAAAUUAAUUAUUGCAAUUUUGCAUGUUUACUUAAAAGACAUUUUACUAUGUUAUCAUCCGAAAUAGCCUUUUUAGCUCUACCUAAGGAGGUUUGACGUAAUUUUAUGAAAAGUAGUAAUUUAUGUAUUAAUAUUAAUUUAUAUUAUUUUGUAAGACCAACCAAUGACUAUCUAUAAUAUAUUUGUCUCUUGAACUUUUCUUAAAUUACGUUUCUCAUAUUUUAUACCACCAUACUUUCAAAAAUCCUACAAUUAAAAUGCACAAUGAAUCUUAUAUCUUCACAAAGACACAUUGAUGAUUGAAAAUUGAAGUAUAUAUGCACAUAAGUAUACAAUAUGAAAUAUAAACAUCCAUUGAAAUUUAUGAAAUAUACUAUAAUAAUAAUCAAAUAUCUUACAAGUAUUUAAGAUUUCCUAAUAUUUUCGUUUGUGAUUUUGAAUUUUAAGAUUGUUUUGAUGGUUUGGCAGUUGAAUGUAAUUUAUAUUAGCUAAUGCCAGAGUAGAUAGUAAAUUCUAACAGUAAGUGAUUGAAAAGCUAGUGCUAAAGUUUCAAUAUUAAAAGUUAAGGAAAUGUUUAAACUUUCUUCAAAUUUUUCCAUUUAUCGUUAUUGAAAAAAAAAAAGAAAUAUAUUAUACAUACAUACAUACAUAUAUAUAUGUACAUCAUAUUUAUUCUCAUUUUGACUGAGGUGAUCCUUGUUUAUGGAUUGUAUGUUAUCUUGAGUAAUAAAUUAAAGUUUAAGUAACUUUAUUAUAGUGUAAUUUACCGUAGCUUUUGUAUAUUGUUAAAUCUAUUUAAUAAUUUUGUAACAACUUUUAUACACUCUUUUUAUUCUUCCCUAGCACCCUUAGCAUGUUAAUACAUAAUAUAAUUAUUAAGGAUAAUAGUAUGUUUUCAGAGAAUAUAAAUUUUACUUCAUGUUAUUGCAUAAAUUUAUCCUCCAGAUAUAAUUGUUUUUAAUACAUUUUAUAGUUAAUGACACAUUAAGGUUACAAGUUAUAAUAUUAUACUCCCCAAAGUUAUUUACUUUAUAUGUACUUGAAAUGUAUUCUAAGCUUUAUUAAAUAUUUAUUAACUCUUUAUAUAAAAAUACACUUAGGUUUAACAUUGUAUCAGCAUGAUGAUUAUAACAUCUUCAAAAUAAUUUCAUCACUAAGUAUUUGACAGAUAACUAUGUAUUCUCUUCAAUAUUUUAUUUCAUACUUUGCAGGGUUGAUGAUCUGUGUUCAUAACUUUAAUGUUUUUACUAGUCAAUAUUUUUUUAAUUCUCUUUAAAUAUUAUAAUGUUUUAUCUGACUUAAAAUUUGUAUUAUUUGGUAAGUGACAGCUUCUAUAUAGUAAGAUAUCGCUAUUAUAAGAUCUAGUCAUUAUGUAUUUCUCUUACUGUUAAUUAUUAAUCACUUUAGUGUAUUUGAGGCGUAGCUGUAUAGUUAAUGGGACCAAAAUAUUGCAAGUGGAUGUGAUGAAUCCUGAGCGUAGAAAGCAAACAAUGAAUACUGGGAGUGUGUAAACGUCCCAUGGUUACGCCUUAGUCCUAAUACAUGUUUAAUCCACACGCUACAGUUUCAAAUCGAUACCUUCCUUCUACGCCUUUAAAAUUCUAUCUAUUGACUGACAACUGUGAGUGAUAAAUAAUAAUUGUGCUUGUGCUUUAAAUGUACCAAGUUACAUGUUUUUAUUUAAGAUUUAUCAGGCAUAAAAUAAAACUCUACACGCUA
Molecule: messenger RNA, 3171 nt
Organism: Manduca sexta (tobacco hornworm)
Lineage: Eukaryota; Metazoa; Arthropoda; Insecta; Lepidoptera; Sphingidae
Gene: tun
Product: protein N-terminal glutamine amidohydrolase
Exons: 5
Coding region: 84-734 (216 amino acids)
Cellular component (GO): cytosol; nucleus
Molecular function (GO): protein-N-terminal asparagine amidohydrolase activity; protein-N-terminal glutamine amidohydrolase activity
Source: RefSeq, a predicted model, not a curated record